Erigeron canadensis is the source of this 1159-nucleotide messenger RNA. Its product is annotated as serine/threonine-protein kinase SAPK2-like. Bases 87 to 1118 code for a protein of 343 amino acids. Gene Ontology annotation, biological process: protein phosphorylation; intracellular signal transduction. NCBI's taxonomy places the organism in Eukaryota, Viridiplantae, Streptophyta, Magnoliopsida, Asterales, Asteraceae. The record is from RefSeq and is a predicted model, not a curated record. Gene Ontology annotation, molecular function: protein serine/threonine kinase activity; ATP binding. The transcript is spliced from 9 exons.
CAUCCAAACAUUAGCAUUGUGUUUUCUUUUCUUUUUUCAACUUUUCAAAGACUUUUUCUUUGUUGAAUGCAAGUCAGUUUAUUAUAAUGGAAAGAUAUGAGAUAUUGAAAGAUAUAGGUUCUGGGAAUUUUGGUGUAGCUAAGCUUGUUAAAGAUAAAUGUUCUGGUGAACUUUUUGCUGUCAAGUAUAUUGACAGAGGUCAAAAGAUUGAUGAGCAUGUAGAACGGGAGAUAUUGAACCAUAGGUCACUUAAACACCCGAAUAUUAUUCGGUUCAAAGAGGUGUUGCUAACAGAGACUCAUCUCGCCAUAGUAAUGGAGUAUGCGAAUGGUGGAGAGCUUUUCGAACGAAUUUGCACUGCGGGUCGAUUUAGUGAAGAUGAGGCAAGAUUUUACUUCAGGCAACUCAUUUCUGGAGUCAGUUAUUGUCAUUCAAUGCAAAUUUGUCAUAGAGACUUGAAGCUCGAGAAUACUCUCUUGGAGGAAAGUUCAACUACCCGUCUUAAAAUCUGCGACUUUGGAUACUCUAAGUCUUCGGUGUUGCAUUCCCAACCCAAAUCAACCGUGGGAACGCCUGCCUAUAUCGCACCAGAAGUCUUAUCUAAGAAAGAGUACGAUGGUAAGAUUGCAGAUGUUUGGUCUUGUGGGGUUACAUUAUAUGUGAUGUUGGUUGGUGCUUAUCCUUUUGAAGAUCCUGAUGAUCCAAGAAACUUCAGAAAAACGCUUACUCGGAUACUUGGCGUGCAAUAUUCAAUUCCAGACUAUGUUCGAGUUUCCAUGGACUGCAAACAUCUUCUAUCUCGUAUUUUUGUUGAUAAUCCUGAAAAGAGAAUUACCAUUCCGGAGAUAAAAAAGCAUCCAUGGUUCGUGAAGAACAUGCCGAGUGAUUUUUUAGAAGAUGGGGACUCGUAUGUGGAAGUUGAUAAAACGAAUACGCCGUCUCAAAGUAUCGUUGAAGUAAUAUCUAUAAUACAAGAGGCAAGAAAAGGACCAAUGGAUGCCAAACUAGAGGGGCAAUUUGUAGGGGGUGAUGGUAUGGAGCUUGAUGAUGAAAUAAAUAGUGAUGAUGAAUUUGAAGAUGAUGUAGAUACAAGUGGGGAUUUUGUUUGUGCUAUGUAAGUGUUGGUUCCUUACAUAUGUAAGUGUUUGUGUUUGUGAUU